AUGGAUGGUGCGCUGUGGCUGAAGGGUGCUCCUCCGCGACUCCAUGCCAACGGGAGAUGGUUCUCGGUCGCUGACGGCAGCCUCAUGCCGCGCCACUCGUUCUCCCUCAAGGGCAUCGACGACAUCGGCCCCUACAUCAUGAACGGCACCAUGCUCAUGGCCGUCGAUGCUGCCCAUGCCCAGGACGUCGCCAGCGAGAGCAAGUCCUCGCCGGUGGUUGUGGUGGCGACGGUCAAGAUGUACACGGACUCGCCGCACAUCAUCUUGUUCGAGACCAUGUUCCCGGACGGGGCCAACGCGACGGCCAUCGACAGCAACGUCACUCGUGCUGCCGAGGGUGUUGCCUCGGAGUACCCGGUCUUCCUCGUCGACGACAGCUACCGCGGCGAGCGCGGCUUUCUCUCGUGGCAGAACCACUUUUUCCAGAACGACGUCAUCGCCGCCUUUGGCGGGUCGACCCAUGCCGGCAUCGGGUCCGGGCUCGACGACUCGGGUCCGCUGGCGAUCUUUGCCCGCGACGCGCCGCUGGCGAGCCUCGUCUCGGCCGCGUCCAACUUUAUGACGAGCGCCACCUCGUUUAACGCCAGCACGCGCCGCCUGGCAUACGGGGUCCUCGGUUCGGUCACCGCCAUCCCGCCCGGCUUCAACAUGAACACCAUCGCCGUGGCCGGGACUGGUGUCACCUCGGCGACCGCGGCGUGGGGUGCAGCGCUUCGCGACAUGUUUGGCAAAGACGCUGCCGGCGCCGAUCCGACGCUCACUACGCUGCAGUACAUUACCGAUCACGGUGCGUACUACUACUACCACACCGAGCCCGGGACCAACUACCAGGAGACGCUCGAGGGCGUGAAGCAGUACGCCGAAGCCGCAGGCAUCCCCUACCGCAACAUCCAGAUUGAUUCGUACUUUUAUCCCAAGGCCAACGGACCGGGCUUGAAGACCGGGUACGCUCAGCAGAACGGCGGCCAGUACGCGUUUGCCAUCGACGCCACCUCCGGCAUGGCGCUGCCGCUCGAGCAGGUCUUCUGGGACGACCUCAUGGCCAACGCCUCGGCCUGGCUCACCGUCUACGAGCAGGACUGGCUGUAUGUGCAGACGCGCGGGAUGGACGCGACGCGGCAGUCGGCGACGCUCGCCCGCGACUGGCUGUUGCAGAUGGGCAACGCCGCCGCCGCCCACGGCAUCCGCAUCCAGUACUGCAUGCCCUACCCGCGCCACCUGCUGCAGUCGGUUGAGAUUGCGGCGGUGGACCAGAUCCGCGCCUCGGGCGACGAGGUGCCCGGCCGCAACGACGCGCACCAGUGGCAGCCGAUGGGCACGACGGCGCUGCUGGCGCAUGCGCUCGGCCUCGCGCCGUCCAAGGACAACUUUUGGUCGACCGUUGAGCAGCCGGGCAACCCGUACAAGGCGCGCGAGGCGUUCCCGCGGCUACAGGCUGCGGUCGCCACCCUCUCGACCGGCCCGGUCGCCAUCGGCGACCGCAUCGGCUACUCGGACGUGGCGCUUAUUCUGCGGAGCGUCCGCACCGACGGCAUUGUCCUCGCGCCGUCGCGGCCGGCCACGCUUGUCGACUCGGCCAUUGCCGCCCGGGUCUGGCCGGGCGCCGGGUGCAUCGGUCAGGUCUGGGCAACAAGCUCGGAGCUCGGUCCUGUCCUGGCCAUGCACCACGUCUUUGCCGCCAACGUCAACGCCUCGUGCCGCAUCACGCCCGCCGAGCUUGGGAGCGGCGACGUUGCGACACGGUGGGUGGCGUACGAGUCGAACUCGACAGCAACGCGGGUGGCAGUCGGCGCCGACGGCCUGCUUCUUGAGCCCAACGGCGAGUGGGACUUUGCGCUCUGGCACCUCGCGCCGGCGCUGCCCGGUUCCGAGUGGACCUUCCUCGGCGAGGCUGACAAGUGGGUCCCGGCGUCGCCGGCCCGGUUCCGCGACGUCAACGUCAUCGACGGCACGACGUUCUCGGCCAUCCUGCUCGGCGCGCCGGGCGAGAUCGUGACCGUGGCCUUUGCCGGCCCGCCGCCGGCGCUGGCCGUCGCCCACGCGUCGUGCACCAUCGGGCCCGGCGGCGUCAUCCACCUCAUGUUUGUCAUGGACGGCUCCGGCUCGUUCAAGUGCGCAUAA
This is a messenger RNA of Thecamonas trahens ATCC 50062, 2121 nucleotides long. RefSeq names its product 6 carbohydrate binding protein. The record is from RefSeq and is a predicted model, not a curated record. Lineage: Eukaryota; Apusomonadida; Apusomonadidae. Bases 1 to 2121 code for a protein of 706 amino acids. The transcript is spliced from 2 exons.